Molecule: messenger RNA, 6129 nt
Organism: Strongylocentrotus purpuratus (purple sea urchin)
Lineage: Eukaryota; Metazoa; Echinodermata; Echinoidea; Camarodonta; Strongylocentrotidae
Exons: 6
Coding region: 147-2849 (900 amino acids)
Source: RefSeq, a predicted model, not a curated record
GUCGCAAUGCACUCAACUCCUCAAGAUUAACGAAUUCAUCUUCUGUCUUCAUUGACUUGCGAGCCAGUAUGGAGGUGAGAUGCAUAUGGGACUGAGCUGAGUGAAUCGAUAAUAGUACCCUCUAAGGCCGGAUUGUCCUACUGUUCAUGGAGACAUCAUCUUGGUGGUACCAUCACUCCAAGAUGGUGCGCCUGAGACGUCAGUGCUGCACCCUGGCGUUUCUCUUCAAGAGUUGCAUCUUCCUUCUGGCCGUAUCCAGUGUGCUGCUUCUUCUGCAGAGCAUCUGGAGCAGUAGUAGUGUGGAGGAAAAGACGGGGGCGGGCAAGAGUGGACGGCUGAACAGCAACACCAUCAACAGCGGCGCCUUCAUCGAGCGCGAGUACCUGCCCAAAGAGAAAUUUGUGAGCCAUUCUUCAGAGUGUGAAGUUCCAAGAUUCAAUAGCAACUCUACUAUACCGCAAGAUGUGGUAUGUAAGAGAAUCUCGCCUCGACCUGGGUCAUGCCAACUGGCACACGAACUGUACACUUCACAAAAAGUGGAAACUUGUAGCCAUCAGGAAAAACACCAACUGUGUCAAAUAAAGGGAGAAGGCAAAGAGAUGGCUGUUGAAUGUGACCAAGAAAUCUGUCCAGGACCAGUAUCCCUAGGAACUAUUAACCCGGCCAUCGGUGUCCUACACUGGGAGGAGCUGAGUGACAUGAAGGAACUCCAGGCCCACCUCCAGCACCUGCUCCUCACAGGCAAACCAGAGGCAGUCUUUGGCUUUUGCUUCAUCAAGUGUCCCUUGGAGCUACAGGAGGUCCAGGAGGGUGGACAAGGUGGGGAGAAUAUUCAGGCGUAUGGACAGGAUGAUGUAGAUGAGGAUGAGGAAGAAGGGCUUGAGGAUGGUGUGGAGAACAGUUUCCUGGCGUUUGAGAAGGACUACUUCCAGGAGGACGUUGAUGAUGAACCAUGGGCGCAACAGCUGCUAUUGCUUCCAUCUAAGCAACAGAAAUCUCAUAGCAAAGCUCAGAGUAGCAGCCCAGGGUUGAACAUCAAUGUGAUUCUACUAGAUUCAGUUUCACAUAGCCACUUCUAUCGAUCUCUUCCUAGAACAGUACAUACUUUAAGAGAAAUUAAUAAGUUAAAAGCAGGCAGUGUUUUCAACUACAACUUGGUGCAGUCUGUGAAGGGUCGCACCUACGAGAACAUCCAAGUGCUGUUCUCUGGAGUCAUGUACAACCCAGAGGAGCCCUUUGGAGUACAUGACAUGCCCCCUGAUCCUGUAGGUACCAAGGUACUUCUGGAAGGGUUUAAGCACAUGGGGUAUGAAACGUUGUGGAUGGAAGAUCUCUGUUGGACUUGGGAGUGGGGAAUUGCCAAGAACUUUGUGGUGCAUUCACCAAAAGAGAUGCUGAGCUUCCGCUGGCAGAAACUUCUAGAUGCCAUGAAGGAGGGAGGAGUUGAUCAGCUGGGUUUAGCUUUAGCAAGCUGUGAGAUCUUGCACAGAAACAACCAUAAUGAUCCUUUCCAUGGUCCACCUGCCAUCUGUUACAACGGAGAAUACCAGCAUACUUACAUGCUGCAGUACCUCAAGAGUCUUCAGAAAGCUCAGCAAUUUUCAAGGACUCCAUUCUUCCACUACACAGAAAUCAAUGUCGGUCACGAUGAUCUCGGCACAAGAGUCCAGGGGCUGGACACGGCUCUUGCUGAUUAUCUCACAUUCGCAGCAUCAUUAGACAACACUAUGACCAUCCUUCUCGCAGAUCAUGGCAACGCUUACGGGUCAUUCAUUCAUAAAUCGGAGGAAGGGCGUAUCGAGAUGUUCCAUCCCUCAAUGUUUAUUAUGCUCUCAAAGAAUGCUGGACGAUUCCUCUCUCCGUCUCAGGUCCACGCCCUCGAGGUCAAUCAAGAUCGGCUGACCAGCAUCUUGGACAUACACUACAUGCUCAGGUCGCUAGCGUACCCAGGUCUCAAGACCAAAGUCGCAGAAUCCCAUCAAAACUUUGACAUCAACCCAACUGGACUUCUGCAAGAGGUGUCCAUGAACAGGACCUGUGACCACAUCCCACGUAUCCAACCCAACAUCUGCAUCUGUGAGGAUUAUGACUCCAGGGUCUCCAAUGACAGCAGUAGAGUGAUCUUUGCAGAGUUUGCGCUCGGGGAGCUGAAUAAUGCAAUCCAGAACCAGUUUGUAGAGGCGCACCCUGAAGCCAGGAGAGGGUUUGGAAGAUGUCAGCCUCUCCAAGCUCUUAGGUUUACGAAUGUGCGCGAGAACUUUCAUGGGGACGAUACAAUAGUCAUCAAGUUGGAUCUUCAUGUAAAAGCUGGGAAGAAUGCGUCCCAAACCGAGGAGAUCUUCUUCGUCACUCUCAUGGCUUCCACCAACACUCAGCCGCGAGAACAGCUCCGUCUCAUCAGCUACGACCGCCUCACCGCCUACAGUCAGUAUGGCGCGUGUGCAGACAAGGGCGUAGCCACCAAACUCUGUGUCUGCUCCCUUGCCAGAUUGGAUGCUGCUGCAAAGAAGGCCACCGAGUACGGCUCUACCCCAAAAUGGCACGAGAUCUCGUCAUUUUUCAGCGCGUACACUUCAACCGUGAAAGAAGUGACAUCGUGCCUGUAUCUUUACGAGAGGCGCACGCCGAACGGUGUUGUGUUAGAAGCGUCCUGCGAGUGCAGGGAUAGGCUAUACUUAGUGGAGAUCAAUGCUAAGUCGCAGAACAUCAUCGUGUCCAAAGAGUUGCCUGUUAGCAUAGUCCUGAAACCAGGCAUGAGGACGUUCUUGGUAGCAUUUGUGCAGAGCAUUCGGAGAAAGACAUGGUCAUUGGAAUACAGUAUGCAGUAUACAGAACAUCGUCUAGUCUGAUUAAGUACUCUUAAUUACAUUAUAUGUAAGUAAAUAUUUCAGUAUCCUUCUAAAUAAAUCAUUUUUUUAGGAUAAUUUGAUUAUGAUUAUACAUUACUGGUUCAGCUGAGAAUUAAAGAGAAUUUGAGUUCUGGUAAGAGGGAGAAAUUGAUGAUCAGCAUUCUAUAAAAUUGUUUGUUUCAUGUGAAAGAAUUCCUGUUUGUGUUUUAUUUGGUAUGCCUCAAAACAAUGUGGAUUAAGCAUAGUUACACCUGUGAUUUCAGAAUCUUUGAGUGACCUGGCUGAGCAUACACUUCAAAUGACAGAACAAGAUUUAAAAUUAUUUAUUCACUCAAGAUCUAUUUAAAAUCUGGACAUAGCGUGAAAAUAUUGUGUACAUUCAUUUAGUCUUGUUUUAAUGUAUUCAACAUUCCCAGAACUCAAUCUUGACCUUUAACUGGUGUGACAAUUAAUUAUGUAUAUAUUUAAUUGUAAAAGACUAUCAAAUUGCUGAAUAAUUCUUUGUAAAUUCUCAUGCCAUGACACUUCCCUCCAUAUGAAUAUAUCGUCUACAUUGGGCAUUGCACCUGAGGCUGGGCAGUAUAAUUAGUACUGUAGAUUUGUCAUGAAUUGGUUAUCAGGGCCAUUUUUCACUCUAUUGUGAAAAUUGCAUAUAUAUUGCACAAACUUCAGGCUUUUUAUUAAUUUUUUUCUCCAAGAACAACAGUAUUUUGAAAUGGUACAUGAAUAGAAUUUUGUGCCAUAAAACUAUUAUAGAAAUUAUACCUGCAGAAACUCGAGAAAUGUACAAGUACCAGAGAAUCAAAUUUGCUGGCAUAUUUAUAUCAUGUUACUGUUUGAGUGUAGUAUCUGCCACUUAAAGGCACCUGCAUAGCUCAAGGGCCCUUGGGAAGAGCACUACCAAUAUUGAGGGUACCCUAGUUGAAUAAAUCAUUAUUUUUAUGAUUAUGAUUACUAUUUUUACACAACAUACGUACAUGUACAUGUAUUAUGUGUUAACAAUAAGAAAUAUGUUCAUAUAUUAAGAGCAUAUUGAAAGAUGUCCAAUCUCAAUUUCAAUCUCACUGUUCGUUAUUUAAAUGUUAAAAAAGAUAGUGAUUUUAGUGCUGGAAUUUUAAAAUCCAACUAUUUGUUGGUGUCUCUGAACCUCAUUUGAGUAUACUCAAGAGUAUCUAAUCAUUUGGAAGUACUUGUAUUUAUAAAUUUUGAAAGAAGAUGAUUUCAAUGACUCUUUUUCUUUCUUUCAAGUAGGAGCAUAGAAUACUGUAGUAAUCCAGCAUCAGCAAUUGAGAAAGAAAUUUGUAAUAGGAAGCCAGUAGAUAUCUCAGCUUUCAAAGAAAAAAUUGAAAAGACGAAAACAAUGAAUAGCAAAUGCACAAGUUUUAGCUUAAGGUUUAAUUGUUUACAGUUAUUUUGAAAACAAUUUCUCAUGAUUUUUGCUUGGCUUCUUUACUGCGUACGAUUCUCUUAUGACUUAUACUAAAAAUGAAAGGUACGGUAUUCAGUACUAAAUGAAAAAUACUCUACUUAAAAAUUAUUUUGUUACAUUUAUUUAUUAACAUAUUAUGUGUUAAGUAUAGACAGGGUUUUGCUCAUGACAUUUUUGUGGUAUCACUGAAACUAAUGUUAGCAGAUUCUGCUACUUAAAUUACAUGUAGAUUCUGUUACUUGGAAUUAUUGGGCGAUUCCAAACAGAUAGCUAAAACAUUAGUACUAAUGAUUAUUCUAUGUAGAUGUUAGUUAUACUUUUUGCAUGGUUCAAAAAAUUGAUUGGUGGAACAAUAGUAAGAUCGGAUAAAUGUAAAACAAAAUAAUCACGACGACUAGAAAGUUGUGCUCAGAACUAUCAGCUUAUUGCACUUAUUUUUUGUCAGUAGGCAGGUAGCAAAAGAAAAGAGUACAUGUGUGUAUUUAAGAAAAAUCCUAACAUUAAACAGCGGAUUUUGGGUGGGGGGGGCAUCAACCUAGUGUCAUAUCUCUAGUACACAACUCUGACAUUAAAUUAUUUUUUUUUGAGUGUUUGCCAGUUUGCUUGUCAGAAAAUUUAUUUCAAGGAUUGUUGUGCCCCUUCCUUCUUUUACAAAAUCUUGAAUCCGCCCCUACUAGUAGCAGUUGUUGAUUAUCACAAGAGAUAAUUAUGAAAUCCCACGUGGCGCUUAUUGAAUGUAUAUACAUGUAAGUAAUGGGAGAUUCCAGUCAAAUACACCCAUUUUGGAUGUUCUGUGUAUAUCUCCUACCACAUUGGGUGUGAAGUUUGGAUGUGCAAUACCGCUGGCUGCAGUCAAGAAUCUAUUUUGAAUAUCACUGUGACGUACAGACAUAUAUAUCAAGUACAAUAUGUCACUAUUUUAUUUGUAUAGUCAGGAGUAUAGUACAUGUCAUUGGAAUAGUAGAAUGUGUUAUAGGUCUGCAUGAUAUAUUAUUUUGUAGCUAUAUGAAACACUUGUUAUAUAUGUAUAUAUGGCGGGGGAGUGUAAAGGUGAAAGAAAAUACAUAAUUUGUAGGUGAUUAUUUUUUGUUUUUGUGAUAAAGUGCCAUAACAAACAAAGCAAAAUGAAAGGUGAAUCAGUCAUUUGCUUUAAUUUUUAUUAUUGUUUAGAAGCACUUAUCUAGAUCUGAGCAGUUUAUUCAAUGACUUAAUUAAGUGUGAUUAAUUGUUCUUAUAGCUUUAGUUUAAUUAUUGUAAUAUAUAGUUCAGUAAUCAUAUUUUGUCUAUCAAUGCAUCUCAUGUAAAUCAAAAUAUAUUUUGUUGAGUUCUAUUUCAUCUUUAGAGAGCCAGAAGGGUGUUAACUCAUACACUGGUUCUGUUGCAUAUAAUUUAUGACUUUCUGGCUCUCAACCGCCAUGUGUGAAUGUACUAAAAUUUAUGUAGUACUACAUUAAUGGUAAAGUUUGUUAUAUUGUCAAAUAAAUCCUUUUGAAUAUCAAAACACAUAUGAUUCAAGGUUGUUUCAUCAGUAUGAAAUUUACAAUUUUAUUUCAUUAUCAAAUCAUCAAAUCACCAAAUAUAUACCGGUACUGGCAGUACAGUAACGGUGCACUAUGUACAAAAUGUGAAAAGGCAUUUUGAAAGAUACUUUAAGGUAAUAAAAAGAGUUUUCUUACAGGUUAAUUGCAACAACAUUGAAGGUACUUGCUUUGAGAUUGUAGAAAAUCAUAUAGGAACAUGUAUAAUUCCUCAGUGACAUGCCAGGUGAUUUUGCUGCUAAAUUUGAUACAGUAAACCACAGAUAAUCGUCACAUGUCCACACAUGUUUCAAAGAUUAUACAUACCGGUACA